Molecule: messenger RNA, 5835 nt
Organism: Prorocentrum cordatum
Lineage: Eukaryota; Dinophyceae; Prorocentrales; Prorocentraceae
Source: the annotation of a GenBank genome assembly
AUGCACUGGCUUGCAGAGCAGCUCGGCGGGGUGGGUUCCGCUUUCGUCGGCGCGUACCUCGGCGCCUCCACCGCGAGCACCCAUUGCUCGUGCCAUUUCGAGUCCAGCCCCGUGGACGAGGGGCUCCUGACGAUCCUGCGGGCGCAGCUGGACCGCUGCGGGCCCGAGCGGCUGCACGCCGCGGCGGCGCCUGUGUGCGCCCAGCCGGUGGGCGGCUUCUUGGUGGCGGCUGGCCUCGGGCUGCUGCUGGGCGUGAGCCUCACCCUGGGAGCGCAGGCCGCGCUCCGCCCGCAGGCCCCAGCCGCGGCCCAGCCUGCGGCCGCCGGCCGCGCCCCGGCGACUCCGCCGGCCCAGCAGGUCAUCGACUUGUCUGGGCACCGCGUGCUGCCCCUGGCGCGGGCGGCGCCGUGGCCGGCACAGGUGCGUGGCAAUGUGUACGGCUUCGACCCGCUCACGGCCGACCAGCGGGACGACCUCUUCCUGCGGGGCGGCCAGCUCGCCCGGGUGCUGGGCCACCAGCCUGGCAACGUUGCGGCUGCCGCCGACCGCCAGUGGCGGGUCUCCGACACGGGCCACGAGAAGUUCAACGAGGUGGUCGCGGACGGGAGCAUGUUGGGGGAUCGAGCGGUCGUGAAGGGCGACACCGGGCUGUACUGUAUCGACGAGGGCGCCAGCGAGUGGGUGUCCGUUCAGCGUGUGCGGGUCCAGGACCACGACGCCUGGCUGGAGAAGAAGCGCAGCGGCCCGGGUCGGGACCUGCGCAUUCUUCCUGUGCAUCGCGACGCGGGCGGCAAGAGAGUGAUGCUGCUCCGCGAGUCCAUCAACCUCUUCCGCGAGCCGAAGUUCCCCGACUGGCCGUUCGAGGGACCCUCGGCCGCCAAGGAGGUCUUGGGCGACGUGGCUGCGGCGGGACUGGAGCUCCAUCUGUACCCGACGUGGUGGGAGAGCAAGAGUGGGGUGAACCCAGCGGGCAGCGUGGCGCGGGAGGUGCGUCUGGCCUUCGACUACCUGAGGAUGCUCCAAGCAUACGACCAGACGAACAUGGUGUCCUUGGCGGCGGUGGAGCUGAUCUGCCGCCGCAUCGUCGUCUGCCAGAAGGCCGUGCGGCGGAACCCGAAGGCGCCGGACUUCACCGGCCUCGAGCGCUUCGUGCUGUCCAACUUCGACGAGUCAGGAGGACUCAAGACGACGGAGUUCGACAAGUACAUGGCGGAGCAGCAGAAGGCCAGUGCCGUGGUGCUCAAGAGUAUGCGGCAGGACGUCGAGGAGCAGGAGAACGAGAAGAAGAGGCAGGCCGGCCGCCAGCAAGCGGGCGACGUGCCCUCAGCAGCAGCCCUCGUGUCAGACGCGGUGGCGGCGCUGAAUGGCCUGGCGUCAGCGCGGAUCGGCCGACCACUGCAGGCGCGGCGGUCGCGGCCAGCAGAGCGAGAGGUCACGUCGGCUCAGCAGUCGAUUCUGGACCGUGUCGCGGAGCGGGUAGACGACCAGUUUCCUGCCCCUCCAGAUGCUAGUUUUUCUUCGGCGCUUCCGGACCUCCUGAAGUGCGCGGACAUGUAUUUGACGAGCGAGUCCUCCAGCCGGGUCCCCAUCCAGCUGGAGCGGCUCAAGAUUUUGCAGAACAGCACGAUGCCCAAGGAAGCCCUGGAUGUGGUCGGCGCGGACGCCCGCAAGCUGCUGGCGGACCCCUGGCGCUACAUCGAGCGGCGGGCCAACGACGUGGAGGCGGACGGUCCACCUCCUCGACCGUACACCGACCCCAGACUUCGGUUCAGCCGCAAGCUGAUGAAGGAGCUCGUGCUCACCCUCCACCGGGGCAACCUCGUGGUCUUCCGGCCCUCGGUGAAGGCUUUCAUCGGCCUCUUCACGGUUGUCAAGAAGGACGGCUGGUGGCAGCGUCUUAUCGUCGACGCCCGCGUGCCGAACCAUUGGCACCGGCGGCCGCCGCACUCGUGCCUGGCGACGCCGGGGGCGGCCUCCGCUCUCGACCUGAGCGAUGCCGCGCUGGAGCCUGGGGCCGCUGGCUCGCUUGAGCUGUGCGGCGCCGCGGUCGACCUGCAGGACGGGUUCUACCAGCUGAGCUUCAAGGUGAUGAGCGACUGGUUCGGCAUCGAUUGCCGGAUGACCGCCGCCGAGGCGGGGAUCACGCAGGUCUUCGACGUCGUGGACGGGGUCGGCACCUGGCUGCCCGUCGCGGCCAAGGACCCCGUGUGGCCGUGUUUUUGUGGCGUGCCCAUGGGGUGGACCUGGGCGCUCUUCAUCUGCCACUCAGCCCUGACUGACGCCAUGGUCGAGUCCCUCGUGCGCGUGAUGCGCUGCGAUCGCGGUCUGGCCGAGGCUCAGCUGCUCCGCGACGGGCAGCCCGCGCCCCGGCUGGCCAAGGGGCGCCCGGUCGCAGCGCCGUACGUGGAUAAUGGGAACUUGUUGUGCUUCGACCGCGAGGACGCUGCCGCGUUCUACGGCUCGAUGGCGGCCGUCCUCAGCGAGCGGGGCUUCACGCUGCGGGACAACGUGGAGUGCGACGCGAACCUCGACAUGGUGGGUUUCGAGCUGCAGGGCGCCAAGUUCGUCUGGAGGCAGCGGCGGUCUCGGUUCUGGCGUCUGUGGCACGCGCUGCGGCAGCUGGAGCUCCGAGGCGGCUGCACGGGGGAGGUGAUGCGCAUCAUCCUCGGCCACCUGGUCAACUUCUUCAUGCUCUCGCGGCCCGCCCUCAGCGUGUUGUCGCAGCUGUAUGUUUUUAGCACUGAGAACCUCGGGCGCUACCGACGGUUUGACGGCCAUGUUCGAGGGGAGCUGGUCACCUGCCGCGGCUUGUUAGCCCUCGUUCGCAGUCGGCUGCGGCCGCACCACUACCCAGUCGCCUUUUGCUCAGAUGCCUCGACGCGGGGCUACGCGAUCCACAGUGGGCAGAUCGACCCCCACCUGCUGUACGACGUCUGCCGCUGGCGAGAGCGCUGGCGAUUCACCGUCGCGGAGGAGGACGAGGGGCCCGGCAUCGACGGGGCUCAGACCGGCCUGGACGCCGACUUCCGCGAGCUGGGCGCCGACCUGGACAUCGAGGACGGCGACUGGGAUCGGAGGGGCGACCGCGCAGUUCCUGUGCGGCGCGCCCCGCGGGUCAGCAGCCUGGUGCCUGCCGAGGCCCUGCGGGCUGCCGAGCUCGGCCUCCCGCACCCCAGGGUCACGGGGAUCGUGCCCGCGCUGCCGGACACGCUGGUGGCGCCGACGCGCUGGCGGCGGCUUCUGGUUGGCGCCUGGCAGCGCCGCGAGGCGAUCCACAUGAAGGAGGCGAGGAUCGCGCUGGUGGGGCUGUACCACGCCGUCCGGGACCCUGCCAGCCACGGAGGCGUGGUCUUGUCGCUGGGCGACAACCUCUCGGAGGUCCUCGCCACCGAGCGGGGCCGGGCGCAUGACCCCGCCCUCAACUCAGUGUGCCGCCGGGCAGCGGCGGUCGAGCUCGGAGCCGAGGUGAGGUGGGUUCGCCGCUACGUGGAGACGGACCGCAACCCCACGGACUCGGACUCCAGGCUCGCGGAGCAGGGGAUCCUGGCGCCGGGCGAGUCGCUGCGCGGGGGUCGCCUUGCCGCCCGGCUGGGGCGCCUGCGCGAGGGCGCGUGCCGCCCCGACCGCGUGCCCGAGGGCGCCCCGCGCGCCGCCGCGGGCUCGGCGGCGGCGCCGGCGCCUUCCGCGGGCCCCCAGCGCCGGCCACUGUGGCCUGGUGCACGGGGGCCAUCGCAUCGGCGCGACCGCGCUGGGGUGCUGGAGAUCUUCGGCGGGAGCUGCAGGUUCUCUGGCGCGUGCGCGGCGGCUGGCCUCCGCAUCCUGUGCCCUGUCGAUGUCUCGGCCGGGCCGCACUUCAACGUUCUUUGCAUCGCUGUCCAGCAAAAGAUACUGCAUUGGAUUUCUCACGGAUAUGUCUGUCAUGUACACAUUGCUACCCCGUGUACCCGCUGGAGUGUAGCCAACACGACUGGGGCCCCAGACUCGGAAGGUUCGAGAGCAGGCCUUGGGUGCGCUGACUUCACGGUGCGGGUCCUCAGGAUGUGCCAUCGGUGCGGGGUCUCCGUGUCGCUCGAGAACCCUAGGUCUUCGAGGCUCCUGAAGUACCCGCCCCUCGCUAACAUCUUCGAGAAACUGGGCUGCGUGUCGUUCGAGUAUCACUGUUGUCGCUAUGGGGCUCCUUACCUUAAGCCGACCGUGUUCGUGACGAACGUCCCGUCCUUGGGUGUCAUUGAGAGGGCCUGUGUGUGUACUGUACCCCAUGAACGACUAGAAGGUAAAGUAAAGAUCCCAGAUGAGACAGGCAAACUAGUUUGGAAAUGGAAGACCUCGUUGGCUGGCGCCUACCCUCCUGGCCUCUGCCGCGUCGCAGCCCGAGGGCUCAAGGAGGCUCUCGGGCCGGGUGCCCUCCGCCGCGAUGGCGAGCCGGCGCUCGACCCGCGCUGGGAGCGCGAGCUGGCAGCGGCAGCGGGCCUCCCACAGCCGAAGCCGCUCGAGGUCCCCUCGUGUCCACGGCGGUUUACUACUGGCUGGGAGCACGCCGUCGGGCACCAGCUCUGUGGCGACAGCGCGGAGCAGCGGGCCGUGGCCAAGACGGUGAAGGUGUCCCCCGGCGAGGAGGGCUACUUGAAGCAGAGGUCGGUGGGCGGGGCCACGCUGCGGCUGUACCAGCGGGAGUACGAGAUGCUCGUGGCCUGGUGGAAGGCGCAGCGUCUCUCAACCGUGAGCACAGAGGCUCACGACGAGGCCCUGGAGCGCUACCUCGACAAGCUCUUCUUCGACGGGGAGCCCGCGAGCCGGGCCAACAACGUCGUCCACGCCCUGAUGUACCACAUCGACGAGGUCUGGGCGAAGACGCCGCACUUCCCCCGGACGCGGCGAGCCCUGCGUGGCUUCCGCAAAGCCUCGCAGACCAGGUCGCGGGAUGGGUGCCCGUGGGAGGCAGCGCUGGCCCUUGCCCAUUGGAUGGGCCGCCAGCGAACGCCGUUCAUGGCGAACUCGGCGGCGCUCACCCUCGUGCUCUUCGACGGCUACUUGCGAGCCUCGGAGGGCCUCGGGCUGGGGCGGGACCAGCUCAUCCCGCCGCAGGGCGGCCACGGCGCCAGGAGGUGCUGGGCCGCCAUGAUCUGCCCAGAGGAGGAAGGGCGCCCUACCAAGAGCGGCGACUUCGACGACACGGUCAUCUUUGGCGACACCUCGGAGGCUCGAAGGCCGCUGCUCACCAAGAUCCUGCAGGUGCUGCAUCGGACGACCGAGGCGGGCGCGCUGGUGUUCGACGGCCUCUCUCUGAGCUCGUACGAGCGGGUCUUCCGGCGCGGGACCCUGGAGCUCGGGCUCGAGAACCUGCGCCUCACCCCGCGCUGCCUUCGACACGGCGGUGCGUCGACAGAUGGCCUGGACGACCUCCCGAUCGUGCAGAUCCAGAAGAGAGGCCGCUGGAAAAGCCUGGCAAGCUGCAAGCGCUACGAGAAAAAGGGCCGCCUCUUGAAGCAGCUCGACCGCCUGAAGGCGGUGCCAGGCGUCCACGGUGAGACCUCUUUGCGGUGGCUCCUCACGCAGUUCCCUCGGAUCCUUCAGAACCAGCGCGAGCACGCGAGCGUCAUGUUCGGGCGCCAGAACCAGCGGGGCGCGAGCCAGCUGGUCAAGAAGGCCGAUGCUCCGCCCAGCAAGGGCUGCUUCGAGGGGUGCUUCGCGGGCUUGCUCGGCUAUCCGCCUGCGGGCGGCGCGGGUGCGACCAGCUACGGGGAGAGGCCCAGGUGCUCAAGGAGCUCAGGCCCGUGCCGAUGUGGGAGGACGCGCCCGAGGAGUGCAGAAAGAGGGGCGUCGUCAAGUGCGUGA